UUGCCAUACUAAUUUUCUUCAAAAUUCCUAAAAGCUCAUAACAAUGGCAUUUUUAGCUACCAUUUCUGGCCAUGAAAAACUGUACCUUUCUAAUACCCUAAACAAUAACUUCACUUUCAGUAGAAAGUCCCAACCUAGUCAAUCUUACAAUUUCCUUCACAAAAAAAUUCAGGCUAGCAAUGUCGCGAACUCAUUCCAAACUUUUCAAGUCAAAGAACAAGAAGUUUCAUCCAAGACAGAGAAAUUCAUCUUGCCUAAGUUUGAGUUUCAAGAAUACAUGAAAAUGAAGGCAAUCAAGGUAAACAAAGCACUAAAUGAUGCAAUACCAAUGCAAGAGCCUAUAAAAGUUCAUGAAGCCAUGAGAUACUCACUUCUAGCUGGAGGAAAACGUGUCCGGCCGAUCCUCUGCAUGGCUUCUUGUGAAGUUGUAGGAGGGGAUGAAUCCUUAGCUAUACCUGCAGCUUGCGCGGUUGAGAUGAUCCAUACCAUGUCACUCAUCCACGAUGAUCUUCCAUGCAUGGACGACGAUGAUCUACGUCGUGGCAAGCCCACAAACCAUAAGGUUUUUGGGGAAAACACUGCAGUUCUGGCAGGGGAUGCACUUUUGUCUUUGGCCUUUCAACAUGUGGCAACCAAGACUCAAAAUGUAAAACCCCACAGAGUGGUUCAAGCCAUUGGGGAAUUGGGUUCAGCUGUUGGCUCAGAAGGUCUCGUGGCAGGGCAAAUUGUGGACUUGGCGAGUGAGGGAAAACAAGUGAGCCUAUCUGAACUGGAGUACAUUCACCACCACAAGACAGGGAAGCUUUUGGAGGCUGCUGUGGUUUGUGGGGCAAUAAUGGGGGGAGGAAAUGAGGUUGAUGUGGAGAGAAUGAGGAGCUAUGCUAGGUGCAUUGGAUUGUUGUUUCAAGUGGUAGAUGACAUUCUUGAUGUUACUAAGUCAUCAAAUGAGUUGGGAAAGACAGCUGGUAAGGACCUAAUGACUGAUAAGGCUACAUAUCCUAGGUUGAUGGGGCUAGAAAAGGCUCGGCGAUAUGCCGGUGAGCUGGUGGCUAAGGCCAUGAAUGAGCUAAGCUACUUUGAUUCCGCCAAGGUGGCACCUCUUUAUCAUAUUGCUAGUUAUAUUGCAAAUCGACAGAAUUGAUAGGCUUAAUAGGUCAUGACAAAGACAAUGUAUAUACCUUAGAAAACUAUCUGUAUAAGUAAAGAUAAAUGUGAUGGAACUGAACUUUGUGUC
This is a messenger RNA of Solanum dulcamara, 1234 nucleotides long. Its product is annotated as geranylgeranyl pyrophosphate synthase 7, chloroplastic-like. NCBI's taxonomy places the organism in Eukaryota, Viridiplantae, Streptophyta, Magnoliopsida, Solanales, Solanaceae. The record is from RefSeq and is a predicted model, not a curated record. The transcript has a single exon. Gene Ontology annotation, molecular function: prenyltransferase activity. Bases 44 to 1141 code for a protein of 365 amino acids. Gene Ontology annotation, biological process: isoprenoid biosynthetic process.